This is a messenger RNA of Penicillium maclennaniae, 2682 nucleotides long. RefSeq lists its product as uncharacterized. Bases 1 to 2682 code for a protein of 893 amino acids. Lineage: Eukaryota; Fungi; Ascomycota; Eurotiomycetes; Eurotiales; Aspergillaceae. The record is from RefSeq and is a predicted model, not a curated record. The transcript has 2 exons.
AUGUUUUCCUCAUUCACUACAAGAGAUCGUCUCCGUCGGUCCAUGUCCUCUCGUUCUAUCCGCAAGACUCCCCGUCCUGUAGUAGGCAUCGUCGAUCCCAAUGUCGCCAAGGCCCACGCGGCAGCCGCAGCAUCAAAAGCCAUGCGCUCAGGCGAAGGAUCAUAUCCAGUGUCCGGAAAUUCGUACGAUCGACUGGGUGGGCCAACACAAAUGGCUGUACCUAGACGCCGACCGAACUGCAGUCUGCAGGGAAUAGAUGAUGGUUUCUCGGUCUCCUCAGCACCUGCUUACCCCCCAGUGACACCACGCCAGUCGAUGGAGUCGGGCUCUCGACCUUGUAUCGCAGAGUCAACUCUUCCUCCACCGCAUACGGAUUUUAGAGGCCUUGACGGACGUGAUAGCUCUGUUCCUUCUUCGUUUCGCCGACUCCGCAAAGCCAAGUCCAUGUUCUCCACCAGACAGCGCUUUUCAAAUAUCACCUACAAAGCGUCUCCGAAGUCUCCAAAGUCUCCUCGGCAUGGUAUUGACCUUGAAAGAAGCCCAGGAUUCGAGCUGCCACGCACAUUGAGACCUUCCAUCUCUUUCAUCCACGGAGGGAAACUUCCAGGAUCUCGAGGCGUUCCUCAUGCCAAAAGCCACGAUGUCGCCACCCAGCUUGCACGCAGCCAGUUUCUUGAGGAUUCGGGGGGAUCAGGUCCCGUCAGACACCCAUCCUUCUUGUCCAGGAACAAGAGGGAGCCCAAGCCGUUCCGCAAAACAUUCCGCGUCACAAGCGAUGCUGGUAUCGGUGCAUUUUCUCCCGAGCAGGCCAACUUCGAGCGCUCUCGCAAUAAAUCGAGAAUCUUCUCUGCAUCAUUCAAGAAAGGAUUGAAACGCGUGUUUGGGCUCUCAAAGCCUGUCGAGCAGAAGCUCCAUCUUCACGAUCAAAAUAUUUCCAUUCCAGUUGAGAAGCUAGCUGUGAAGGCUCUGCCUGUCAGUAUUACAGCCGACCAGGGCGUCAGUCUGAAGCCUACAAAUGAGACGGACCAAUUGAAGCCAACUCAGGUGUCUUCUGGUCGUGACAGCAUCUGUUCAUCCGCCUCGCGCGUCACCAGCUGGGCCGAUACGACCGCCGCCAACACCGUCGCUACUCGAAAGACUGGUCAUCGCCAGUCACUUUCCUCGAUUGAAGAGCAUGGAGACUUGGACCAACCACUUCCUCGAAUGUCAGAUCAGGUCGGCUCGGGCUACAAUUCGCCUAGCAAGAGAUCGAGCGCUCACAAUUUGGAUCCCUGGGUCAACAGCCACGAUUUAUACGCUGCAUUGAUCAAGCAGAUUGGACAAAAACUAGUGUCUAGCCCAGAAGAGGAGAUAACUUUCGGCACUGUGCCCGGACACAGUGUGAUUCCAGAACGCACCACCUCUAUUUAUUCUCACCGUAGCAGACAAUCCGUCCGCCAUGUUGCAAGUGGAGAUUCUUCACCUGUGUCAUUUGCAACUGCACACCGCGGUGAUUCCCAGUCUCCCUGGAGACAGCCUCAGUCAAAAAGAAACGUUCGACCAUCCCAUGUUUCUCGGUACUUGCCUGGCGAAGAGAACCGUCGACCUUUGAGUCCCCACGCUGUGGAUAAAACUCCCCAAUCGGCAUUCAUCAUCGAUGAACAUUCCGAUGAAUCAACCGGGAGCAUUGUCAUUACCAAUAGUGAAGACAUGCAGAAUGUGUCAAGAUCCUCGAGUGUCUACUCUCGCAGCAGCAGGGGUAGGACUCUUACUGAAGACAUCAUGACUGAUGAUGACCAGUCUCUGGGCACAUUCGAAGAACCAGGUACAGUGACUAUAUUUCCUUCUCAGCGCCACAUUUCUCCAACCCGGAAGCCUAGAUCAAACCCCCCAGGGUCUCAGGUGCAGGCAAGCGCCGAUUGGCAGCAGUGGAUGAAUUCGCAGAUCGGCAGAAUUGAGACCACGACUCCCACGAGGGAACACUUCCGGGAGGACGCACAGUACCAGGAAGAUGACGAUGAACUCUUCAUGGGCAUGAUACGGCGAGCCCAGGGGCCAAGUCCAGAUUCGACCGUUACUCCAUAUGUUGAAGGGCCAAAUGAGCCAGCGCGUAUUGAAGCCCAGGUACCGAUAGAUCUUAAAGUUCUGGCUCAAAACAACUUUUCUCGUCCUUUCAGUCGCUCAACGAGUGUUCGAACCAUUGUCAGUUCGCAAAAGAUUGAGCCCAGCUUCGCAGAGAUAGAGUACAACAACCCCUCUGACGCUUAUAUCAACGCCAAUCAGGCUGAAGAUACCGUGCCCAGACUUCAAAAUUCCAGGGAAAGCUCCCUUUCGCCAAUGUGCGUACGAGCGGCCAACCUUCGUGAAGCGCCCGACUCUCCUACUCCUCGGCGCGAUGCUGCAGGGUUCCAGAAGCGAACCUGGACACUGGAGCAGUACCCGCGAUAUUCUGCACGGCACCCAGUCACAAACGGGAGGCCCAAUUCCUUCCGGUCCAUGCGGACGUAUCGAGAUUUCCGCGGUCUGAACAACGAAAACACACGUCAGCAGAAGGAACAUGACGAGAUGAUGGGCCAGUACCACAAGCUCCAGGGCAAUCACUCGACUGUUUCCAGCAAGCACAUGGUUGACAUCUUUUUGGACAGUCGACGUCGUCCAAUGGAUACAGCGGUACCAAACCAAACAGCCAAUGUAUUUCUAUAA